Messenger RNA from Oikopleura dioica, 297 nucleotides. The record is from the annotation of a GenBank genome assembly. Lineage: Eukaryota; Metazoa; Chordata; Appendicularia; Copelata; Oikopleuridae.
AUGGCUUUCCGAGGAUUUUUGCCUUUGAUGAACCGAUGCUUGGUCCGACGGGCCGUUGCCGAGACCAAGACUGCUGGUGGAAUCAUGCUCCCAGAGACAUCCCAGUCCAAACUCAACAUCGGCGAAGUCCUCGCUGUCGGCGAAGGUCUCCGACUCGAGAACGGCACCCUAGUCCCAAUGUCAGUCUCCGUCGGAGAGAAGGUUCUUCUUCCCGAGUUUGGCGGCUCCGAGGUCGAGCUUGAAGGCGAAAAGUAUAUGCUCUACCGCGAUUUGGACUUUUUGGGCAAAUUCCAUUGA